This is a messenger RNA of Pararge aegeria (speckled wood butterfly), 3747 nucleotides long. Its product is annotated as 4F2 cell-surface antigen heavy chain-like. Gene Ontology annotation, biological process: carbohydrate metabolic process. Bases 368 to 2230 code for a protein of 620 amino acids. The record is from RefSeq and is a predicted model, not a curated record. NCBI's taxonomy places the organism in Eukaryota, Metazoa, Arthropoda, Insecta, Lepidoptera, Nymphalidae. The transcript is spliced from 3 exons.
UUUAAUUAAUUAUUCUUUAAGUCUUUCAAGUUACUAUGGCAACUUCUUAAUCUCCUACUUUCACAUUUCAUAAAUCCGUUUAUUUAUAUACACAAUUUUUAUUUUUACAAUUUUAGUCUGAGCUGGAAUCAUGUGGAUGACAAUUGACAAUAUAUUUGUUAAAAAUUGGUAUCAUUAUUUUUGAUUUUGACAACACAGACCAGUAAAUAAGUGUAUGACAUUUCUGAUACAUAUGUAAUGUAUUAUGUACUUCUAUUUUCUGUAGUUAUUUUGGUCUUGGGGUGGACUCGGUAUGGUCUCGGGGUAUAAUAUAUAGACUUUACUGUUAAUUUCAUUACGUUCGUGAGUGAGCUAGAAAAAUUAAAAUAUGGAUGAUUUACCGGAAACCAGUGGUAAUAAUGAUGGUACUGAUCUUGAGACCUUGGAUUAUCUUCGCGGUGUGAAAUCUUCUACAUAUCUUCUCUUGCCCCUGACUCCAAGUCCGACUCCGUUAGACUUUAAGCAUCCGCUUUCAGAGGAAAUGAACGAAGGACCAUUUUUAACACUCAAUGAUGAUCCCAAAAUUGAUCUGCAAAGUUCAGGUGAUGCUUGUGCUGGAGAUUCCAGUUCAUCGGGAGAUUCAAAUUCUGUAGUUCAAGAUCCAGUUAGCGCUCAACUAAUUAACAAUAUUAGUAUGCUAGACUACCAAACUCUUAGCAAAAAUGGUGACAUAAUCAUGGGACAGCCUGAAAUUUGUAAACUGAAUGGAAGCAUAAAUGUUAACAACAGGAAGCUGCCAAAUUUUGUUAAUUGGAAUUGGAGUGUUAUAAGGAAAAUCCUACUUUGGUUUGUACUCACUGGUCUUGUUGCUUGUAUUGGAGCCAUUAUUGCUAUGGUUAUUAAUAUACCCACAACAUGUAAUCCCAAACUUCCAUGGUACCAAGGUAAAGUCUUUUAUGAAAUAUUUCCUGCCAGUUUUAAAGAUUCAGAUAAUGAUGGUUUUGGGGACUUCAAGGGGCUUAUUAAAAAGUUAGACUACAUUAAAGAGCUAGGUGGCUCUGCCAUUCGCCUCAAUUAUAUAUUUGAAGCUAAUGAUUACCCUUACAACUAUUAUAAUUCAACAUCUCUGCUCCAAAUAGACAAGCGUGUGGGAGUUUUAAAGGAUUUCCAAGAAUUAGUGAAUGUGGCACACAAAAAGGAAAUGAAUAUCAUUUUAGAUAUCCCUGUCCUGAGUAUGACUGAACCAUUAAAAGCAUAUAAUGUGAAUGAUACUUUUGUGUUCUCUAUUGAUCCUCAAGAAAGUAAGGAUCCAACUUCUGCAGCAAUUGCGUAUUGGUCGCGUGCACAAAAUGUAGAUGGAUUUUAUUUAAAAAAUUUGGAAAAUUUUGUUGAUGAUGUUAAUUUUGAAAAAUCACUUCAACUUUGGAAACAAAUUUUAGGUAAUGGCAAAAUAUUUAUAGCCAGUGAAUUAUCAUUUGAGAAAGCUAAUGGUGCCAGUUCAACAGUGCUUCUGAGUUUGAUUGAUCUCAUUGAGGUUCAUUUAGAUUUGCAUAAUGGCACAACUGGUUUAAAGUAUCAUAUAAAAAAUAUUUUGUCUCUUUUUGAUAAAAAACACUAUCCGUGGAUCCUUUGGAAUAUUGGCAGUAUUAGUAGUGAUAGAGUGUCUGAAAAAUAUGAAAAUUAUACAUUACCAUUAACAGCUCUCGAGCUAGCUUUACCUGGUACUGUUAGUAUAUUUUAUGGCGAUGAGAUAGGUCUUGGCGGUUUGUCUGAUCAUGAUAUUGAGCAUGAUUUCCAUGAACAUGCGUCUAUAAAUAACGUUGCCAUGAUGACAUUCCCUAACAAUGACAAAGUAAGCAAUGCUGCACCAGCUCUUCCAUGGAUUUCGGAAUCUGCUUUGGAACCCAGGUAUCAUUACUUAAAUGUUAUUAAAACUUUCAUUGAGUUCAGAUUGAACACACCAACAAUAUAUUCAAAAGAAUAUUAUAAGGAUGACAGUAUUUUAAAAAAUACGGGGAUGCGUGAAACAGUGGAUAACCUUAUUUUGAUUGAACGAUGGUAUCCACGUCGGAAUACAUGCGUUUUAGUUGUAAAUCUAAGCAACAAAGCAAUAACUACAGACCUAUCUAUGAUGUUCUAUGGUGGAACAGUUGUAGUUAAUUCAAAUACUUCUUUGGUUGGCCAAGUUUUAUAUUUUGAUGAAAUUACGUUUCAGCCCUACUCUGCAGUCAUGUUUAAGUUGGAAAAAUGAGGAAUCUUUAGUUAUUUUUAUGUUACUCUCUCUGUCUAAGUUAUCUCUAAUAUAUUAUCAAACUUUCACUUCAUCAGUUAAUCUGAUUUAGGUAAAUAAAGAAUAUUUUACCUUAUUAAAGUUUCUUAAUGUUACGUACUUAUUAAAUUAAGUAAUAGCGUUAGAUACAGUUAAUAUUACUUAAUAAUUUUGAGUUGAGUACCUUGUACUCGUUCAGUAUGUAAAAUAUGCCAAAGAGUUUCAGUAUAAUUUCGGGAUGUUACUUAACAAAUUUAAUUAGAUCUUCCAAAGUGACAUAUUCAAGUUUCCUAGAUUUUAGUUAUCAGUUAAUAUUAAGUUAUAACGUUAGAUCAAGUCAAUAAUGUAUGAUAUUACCUAACGAUUUUGCAUUGAGUAUUUGUUGUAUUUGUAAAAUAUGCCAAAGAGUUUCAGUAUAAUCUCUAAUGUUACUUAACAAACAUUAAUUAGAUCUUCUAAAGCUUGUAUUUGAGUAUUUUAAUAGUCUUAAUAAAAUAAUCUCUUUAUAGUGUUCAUAAAAAUGUUAUUACGUUAUUUUUGCUUGUUAGUGUUUACAAAUUUUUAUAUUUUAAUACUUUGUUAACUUAUAAGUGAUAUAUUUUUGUGAAAUGUUUUUAAAAGUCUAAUAAUUUUAAUUUUUAGAACUAACUAUUUGUUAAAAAUGUAUCAGAAUCAUUAUCACAUCAUAACACUUAUAAGCCUGCUACCCACUUAGACGGCAUCAUCACUUAUAGCUGGGUUAGAUUGAAGUCUACGUAGAGGUAUAUAAAACUCUAAAGGAAGUUAACGAUUAAAUAAACAAAAUGUCGAAAUAAUGUACGCUCAAAGUAAACACGUAAAAUUCCCGUCAGUUUUCUCUGUACAAUUCAUUAUCACUUUGUUCUGUAUUCUGGGAUCAUCUCACAAUAUUAUGUAGGUAUUGUUGAUGAUUCUGUUGUACAAAAAUAUCUAAAGUCUAUUUUUCCUUACCUGUCUUAUAAUGUAAACGAUCUUUAUUAUUUUUUUAUAGUUCAUUUUCAAGUUGUUAAGAACAAACCUACAUAAAGAUUAUGCCAUACUAUCGUCUUUUCUUUCUUCUGCGUUUGUUUUAUAUUUUUUAAAUCAUACUUCUCUUGUUUAAUGUUAUUUUUGAAUUUUUGUUACUUAAUAAAUUGACUAGAAAUAAAAGUAUUGCUGCCCUUUUUACUAUUUUCCUUGUGGAAAAGGACAUCACUACUGGACUUUAAUGCCAUACCUAUCAAGUUUAGUUCAGUUCAGAGUUAUUUACAACACAAAAUACUUGAAAUAGCAAUAAACCUUCCUUUAAUUUCCAAGAAUUUAACGAUCUUUACUAUUUCACGCACAAUCAAAUAGGGUAGGUAGGUAUUUAAAUAAUACUCGGGGGUAUUCAUGUAAGAAACUUUACUUUUAUAAUACAUUUGUACAUGUUAGAAAAAUAGAUGUACUUAGAUACUGCUAUGUACAUGGUUGCAAUCGAAAUAAAUAGUUGUGAAAAAUAU